This is a messenger RNA of Galleria mellonella (greater wax moth), 2428 nucleotides long. RefSeq lists its product as uncharacterized. The coding region runs from base 1 to 2163 and encodes 720 amino acids. The transcript has 3 exons. The record is from RefSeq and is a predicted model, not a curated record. Lineage: Eukaryota; Metazoa; Arthropoda; Insecta; Lepidoptera; Pyralidae. Gene Ontology annotation, molecular function: nucleic acid binding; zinc ion binding.
AUGGUUCUUACACGUUCUAGAGCUAAUAGUUUAGUGAGUGAGGACAGUUCACGGGUUUUGACUACAACUGUCAGUUCGGUGACAUCGGCUAACCCGGCUGCGCCUGUCGCGAGUACGCAGUGCACGCGAUCGCCUGUCAUCUCAGGCACAGCUGAUGACACACUUCAACACAGCGUGUUUCAGCCUGGCUCCGGCGAAAUUGGUGGGGUGCAUACUAUGUCAAGAUUGCCCCCGCCGGUCACUACAGUUGCACCUGCUGAACCUGGCGUGCAUAGCGUGCCGCCGCCUCAGAUUCAUCACAUCGUGUCUACAACAACGCCUGUUGCCACAAUGCAGGCCACAGCUACUACGUGUCCGCAAGUGCCUAUUCAGUUACCAUAUGCUAUGUCUCCUGCCGCAUUUUAUGGCAUGCCUGCAUGGUCUACCCAGACGCACACGAAUGUUUCGCCAUCUAUGUAUGCUCCGCCAUAUAUACAUCAUGCUCCCAUACACUUCAUUCCACCCGAUGGAUACUUACCUUCGCCGACGAUGCCUGCACCUGUAAAUAAUAUGAAUAGUCAUCAAUCUUACCUCGAUGGUGCAUCGAACACUACUGCUUCUGCUGCACCUACGCCUUUGGUAAUCACUGAUGGUCAGUUAGCUCAGAUUGUGAGUGCGCUUAGAACGCAACCUGCUUCUGUUGGAGGUAAUUUUGCCAGGUGUACUGCACGUUUUGAUGGAACGGGAGAUAUACAAGCUUUUGUGGAUGCUAUUCUUAUAUAUAAAGAAUGUGUUAGUAUCUCAGAUGAAAUAGCGCUUCGUGGUAUACCAAUGCUUUUAACAGGUUUCGCAGCAACCUGGUGGCAAGGGAUCAAGCACUCUGUGACGACCUGGAAUGAAGCGAUACAACUACUUCAAGGUACCUAUGGUGUUCACUUACCGCCACAUAAGGUGUAUAGACGCCUGUUCGAACGAGAACAAGGAGACGAAGCUACUGAUAUUUUUGUAACUAAAGCGAGAGCGCUGAUUAGUCAGCUGCCGCCAAAUACGCUUUCAGAAGAAACUCAGCUGGACAUGGUUUAUGGUCUACUUAGUUGUCAUAUACGAGAGAAAGUACCUCGAACAUCGUUUUCAUCAUUUGCCGAACUGCUUCAGAAAGCACGCAUUGUUGAAGAACUGUAUGCAGAAGGCCAGCAAACGCCUGUCACAGCGACGAUGUCAACACCCAGUAAAUUAACCUUCUCGACACCCGCUGCUGCAUCUAAGGGUCCCGUUAUGAAGAAAACCAGACCGAGAUGCGGGUAUUGUAAACAAUUUGGUCAUAAAACAGAAGGAUGUCCGAAAGGACAGAGACAAAGAGGUAAGCAAGAGGGAAACACUAAGGAAUAUCCUCCACCUCCAACAAUUACAUGUUAUGGCUGUGGUGCGCCGGGAGUGAUCCGUUCAAAUUGCCCCACGUGCAAGAAGCGGCCGACCACACCAGUAACGGCAUCAACAUCCUCCACUGCUUUCCAAUCGGUUGCUGCCUUGGGAAAUAAGGAUAUAACCCACGAGCACGCCCGAAACUUGAUGUUGAGAUAUAUGAAACAAUCUAUUGCUAGUAAAAGUUUAUAUACAUUUUUAAGAACUCGAAAUCAUGUGUUUAGUUUUGUAAAUACUACUGUUAAAUUAGCCGAUGGCUCUAGUAAAUUAAUGAAUGUUGCAACCACUAAGGUUGAUGUAAAGGUUCAAGGUAUAAUUAUACCAACUGUGUUUAUAGUAUUACCCGAUGCUACAGACUCCUUAUUAGGAAUGAACUUUAUACAGGAAGCUGGUAUGAUACUGAAUUUUGAAAGGCACUUGUAUACUCUUAAAUCUGAUUCUAGGCACUUCAACCUUAGGUAUGAGGCGAUUGAUCCAGUGGGUGAGAUCGCAACAGCUUCAGCCAUCGUUCUUCGUGACGAGGAAGGUGCGUUCCUCUCAGCUUCGGAACGGGAGUCAUUUAACACUCUCCUGCAUGACAAUCGGGACAUCUUCGAGCCAGGGGGAGCCCCUACAACGUUCGCAGUCCACAGGAUUGAUACAGGUGAGCAUGCUCCUGUAGCUGUACCGCCUUAUCGUGUCUCGCCAUGGAAGAAAGAAAUUAUGAGGAAGGAGAUAGAACGUAUGUUAGAAGAGGAAUUCUUCUAUAGAAGCAGAGUCUGAAUGGGGAUCUCCGGUAGUGCUGAUUCCAAAGAAGUCGCCUGGUGAGUGGCGGUUUGCUAUAGACUAUAGAAACGUAAACGCCAUCACAAAAACAGAUAAGUAUCCAUUGCCCGUCAUUGAUGACAUCCUGUUUUCUACCAAGGCUGGUGCAGUCAUGUCUACGAUCGAUUUAAAGUCAGGAUACUGGCAGAUCGAGGUCCACCCCGAUGACAGAGACAAGACGUCUUUUGUCACGCCUUUCGGUGUGUUCCGUUUCCGCCGCAUG